Phasianus colchicus (ring-necked pheasant) is the source of this 5047-nucleotide messenger RNA. The record is from RefSeq and is a predicted model, not a curated record. Lineage: Eukaryota; Metazoa; Chordata; Aves; Galliformes; Phasianidae.
ACAUCAACUUCUUGAAGCUUAUGAAGUGGAGUCUGCAGCAGGACAAAAUUUGAUUACAGAGCUCAUUCAGCAUUCAGCAAAGCACAAGGAUACAGCUGGCCUUCUGGACUGCAAGUCCAUUGAUGGCUCAUCCUGAGUUUUUCAUCAACCUGCAGUCUCAAAUGCUUAUCCACAAGGCUGCUCUCAAGUUAUUCUCCAACAAACAGGUAUUUGUGCUUGAGAUUGUCCUGACCCAGAUGCAGGAGCUUGUACUUGAUAUUUUUCAACUUGAUGAGAUUGGCAUGGGCCCACGUCUCAAGCAUGUGCAGGUCCCUAUUGUAGGGUAAUAGGUGGGGUUGAGGGUGGUACAAGGGGAGUGGGGAUUGGUUCAAGGGUUUUCCUGGGAGGGUUUGUGAGUUUCCUGGGCGGUCGCGUGUCACGGUAUAUAAGUGCUUGUUACGCAGCAGUAAAUUGGCUUUCGGCAUAGGAACGCUGGUCAUUCGGUCCAUCCGACUGUCCCCUCACUGGAAUCGAUGUUGCGCAGCAACAUCUGGUGACCCCUACGUGAUCUGUUGGGCGCUAAGCAUCAGGCGUGGGAUGAGCGCCGGCCGCAUAGGCGGUGGCCGUGUGAGGCGGCGUGGGCGCAUGAGUGAGGUGCGCGGGGGGCCCGUGUAUCGCAUAUUGUCAGGCACAGUGUUGUCUGUGUGAGUGCAGUGUGCGAGACCUCGGCUGACAAUGGGGCUCGGCAUGGACAAGGUGGUGAGUAUGCUUAAAUCCUUGGCCAAGGAAAUAGGGAUAACACUACAUAAGAAGGAGUGUCAGCCGCUCUUAAAAUGGAUAUUGUGGUGGCAGCUUGCUUUGACAUCUUUGCAGAGUUUGCAGGAGGCGGUAUUAGAGGUGGUGGGAAAGGAACUUUGGGAGAGUGCCUGCAUAGGGAACAAGGAGGCAUUGUCUCUGCUUCCUGCGUAUGGGGCUUUAAAAGGCAUGUUAGAGAAACUUAGUGGUGAGGUUCAAUUGUGGGCUACCGUGUGUAGGUUGCUCUGUCAGAAGAAGCCCGUUUCUUCUUCAGAAACUGUGGGAGCGACAGGGGAGGAACUCUACAGGGGUAACAGGUUGGAGGAAUCUCGAGAAAGGGGGAACUCAGGGGAAAGGUCUAACCGAAGGGAGGAAGCCAUCGAUGAGGGUCCCAGAGGGGAAUCAGAAUGUUCGGAGGGGGAGAUAGGAGAAGGAAAGGAGAUGGAGGAGGAAGCAGACGGCACGUUGUGGUCUCGGGAGGGUCGCCACUAUGUCUGUUUUCCUGAUGCUAGAGUGGGAGACGGUCCCCUUAACAGGGGUACCCCCGCCUUUGUGGCCCCUCCACCAUACCAUCAGAAUGUGGUUAAAGGAAAAGGAGAGGAAGUGAGCUCCUCUGAGUCAGGAGAGGAGUUGUUCAAACUCAGGACGCGUCUCGUGGAACGGUCGUCUGUGAGUGAGGGGGGACCAGGCAGGGAUAGUUUGAAAUUGAAAGGGGCUUCUCCCCUCAAAUCUUCUUCAGAAAAGGGGGGGCAGCGAACUGCCAUGUUGGUGUAUAUUGUUUGCUAGAACAUUUUUGCAGAUUGUUAUCGUAGGGAACAAUCACCCAGCCAAGGCACAAGAUGUUGUGCUUCGCGAGUGCUUGUGGUCUGAGGCUCUUCCUGCAGUCAAAACAGCCUUAGCCACACUUCCUUCCACCAGCGUGAUGGUGCUCCCAAUGGGGAAUUUGUCAUACCACGGGAUCCCUGGGAACAAUCAGGGUCAAGCUAUCAUUGAACGGGUGCAUCUCAUGCCUAAGCGGUGGCUUAACGCACUUAGAGAGGGGGGAGGGCUGAAGCCGCUUGAGCUAUGUCCUUUGGCAAUAUAAAGUUUGAAUUACCUUGAGGGUCGAGCCAAGGAUUGCUUGGGUGAAUGCGCUCCUAUAGGGGAGGUUUGCAUUCGUGAAGAGGGUACUGGCCCAUGGUCAGUUAAGCAGUACCCACUUGUGGUCCUUGAGCAAGGGUAUGCUUCUGUUCAGACCUGUUCUGGCAGCUUUGGCUGCCGGCUAGAUAGGUCCGUCUGGUGCCUGCGACGAAGGCACCAGAUCUGUGAAUUAUGUAAAUAUUAUUGCAGUAAUUCAUCUCUUUUCGGCUUUACAGUGGAUUGCUGCAACAUGAUCCACUAGAUAGCUUUCCACCCAGUUCCAGGGUGUCUUUUACCAUCUCUUGCAACAGUCGUUUUAGCUUGGAAAAAGCCACACUGAUGUCAGCACUGUCUUCUGAACAAACAGUCCUGCAAUCUGGUGGAAAGGGGGCUGAACAUGGCAUUGAAGUUACUGCAGCUAAGGGAAAAGAACCCUAGAUGCAGAUUUGCGCAGUUCGACUGUGUGUUGUCUCGUUGAGGGAGAAAAGUACCCCAGAUGCAAGAAUUGCGUGCUUUGGCUGCAUGCCGGGUCCUUUCACGGGGGUGUUGCUCAGGCCCUGCCCUUUUGUCUGCGUGGGUUAGGGGUUCAUGUGGGGCCCACGCCUAGUGGGCAUCCCUGGGAGGGGUGACAGGUAUAUGACAUGGAUGAUUCCCAUUCGUCUGCUGGGGACCUGGUGGAUAGUCUGCACCAACAGCAAGGCGUGGAAGACUGUCCCGGCUAACACAACGCUCGGCCUAUGCACUUUUGUGGUACUGCUUUGGCCCGCAGCACAUUCCCAUAGACAUGGGGGUAGGGAAAGGAGAGUCUUGACAACCAAUUAUAUCUUCGAGUCUUGCCACAAGGAACUAUACCUGCCAAAUCUAUCCCUCAGGAUAUCCCUCUUUGCUAGCCCUGUACUCACAGCUUGGACAACGACCAACGUGCAGAAACUUGCAUGCAUUGUUGCAAAAAAUGCGAAUCGUUCGGCUGCUGCAAUUGAUUCCCUAGCCCAAGCGCUUCAUGCUUUAAAGGUUGCUCAUGAAGAAGCCAUUGACUUUGCGCUUAUGGCGUUAGGAUCAGGAUGUUCUUGGGCGGAGCCAGAAGAAAUCGCACAUUAUUGUUGUAUUCGUAGCAACAGUUCUGUACAAAACCUGCUACCACGGGCACAGCAGAUGGGUCAAGAGUUGAGGGACACCUCGAAGAAGAUUUCCAUCAUGGAAAAUUGGUGGUCCUGGGACUGGUCCUGGCUGGGAGGUGUACUGGGGACGGUUCUUACGUGGAUUGUGAUUAUUUUGCUGAUUGUCUCCUUCGCUCCAACGUUACUCCAAAUGCUAAACGGCCUGAUCAGAUGGCAUCUGAUCAGAGCUCACUUCUUGCUACUGCCGCAUCAAGAAAUGUAAUCAUUUGCUUAUUGCUUCGGGAAUGGCGAAACCGGAUUUAAGUGGGGUGCUAUUACAGGGUCGUAUAAACUGUAAUAGAGAGGGGGGAGAUGUAGGGUAAUAGGUGGGGUUGAGGGUGGUACAAGGGGAGUGGGGAUUGGUUCAAGGGUUUUCCUGGGAGGGUUCGUUGGUUUUCUGGGCGGUCGUGUGUCACGGUAUAUAAGUGCUUGUUACGCAGCAAUAAAUUGGCUUUCAGCAUAGGAACACUGGUCGUUAGUCCGUCUGACUGUCCCUUCACCAGAGGUGGAUGUUGCGCAGCAACACCUAUGAAUGAGACUGCUUCCCCAUAGCAUGUCAACUGCAUCACUCAGCUUGGUGUAAUCUGCCAACUUGCUGAGCAUGCACUCAAUCCCACUGUGUAUGUUGCCAGCAAAGAUGUUAAAUAACACCAGCCCCAGCUGGUUCCUCAUCACCUGUCUCCACUUAGAUGUUAAGCUGCUGACCGCAACUCUCCAAUUGUGACCAUGCAGCCAAUUCCUUAUCCAGAGAAUGGUCCAUCCAUCAAAUCAAUGUUUCUCCAAUUUGGCUACGAGGAUGUCAUGUGGGACAGUGUCAGAAACUUCAGACAAGUCUAUACAAAUGACUUCAGAUGCUCUUCUUUUAUCCUCUGAUGAUGUAAAUCCACCAUAAAAGGCUACCAAGUUUGUCAGACAUGACCUUCUCCUGCUGAAUCCAUGUUGGUUACCAUCAAUCACCUUGUUUUUCUUUCCCAUGUGCCUCAGUGUGGCCUUCCAGAGAAUCUGCUCCAUGGUCUUCAUAGGCACAGAGAUGAGAUUUACUGGCCUGUAGUUUCCUGGAUCUUCUUUUUUUUCCCUUCCUGAAAAAGGGGUCUAUGUUUUCCCUUUUUCAAUCAGUGGGAAUUUCACCAGGCUGCCAUGACCUUUCAAAUAGGAUGGAUAGUGUCUUGGCAACUUCGUCUUCCAGUUCCCUCCAAACCCAGGGAUGUAUCUCACUGUGUUCCAAGCACCUUCAGGUUCUUUAGAUGGUCUCAAACCUGAUCUUCAUUUACAGCAGAUAGAUCUACCUUCUCCCAGUUCUUAACUUUGCUUUCUGCAACAUGGGUGGCAUGGCUAGAUUCCUUGCUGGAGAAGACUGAGGCAAAGACGCCACUGAGUACCUCAGCCUUCUCUGUAUCCCCUGUGACCAGGUAUCCAGUUUCCUUCUAGACCUAGACCUUCUUUUUAUCACUGAUAUACCUGUAGAAUUUCUUCUCGUUCCCUUUUAUGUCCCUGGCUAGAUUUAAUUCUGUCUGGGUUUUAGCUUUCCUAACCUGAUUGCUGGCUGCUCUGACAACUUCUUUGUAGUCCUUCCAGUAAUCUGUUCCUGCUUUCACUAGCUGUGGAUGUCCCUGUUCACUGCAGGGGAGUUGGACUAGACGAGCUUUAAAUGUCCCUUCCAACUCUAAGGAUUCUAAGAGACAGCUUUUCACAUUCUAUUCCUUUCCUGAUUUAGAUACCUGCCUCUUCUCCACCUAUAUGGAAAAGCAGUAGGGGGUUGUGAUCUGUUAGCUGUACCAGGCUAGGCAGUUUCUGGAUGAGAUCUCACACCUGGGUCUCAGGAAGACAGCAGAAUUCCUAAGAAGGUCUGCUUGGCAUAUUGGACUUUCACUUCCCUUUAGGAAGGAAUCAACUACAACUGUCUCUUCUUCAAUGAUGUAGUCUUGAUGCUGGGGAAAUGCUUUUCCUGGUUUCAUUAAUGAUAAACCAAGACAAGUACCCACAGUUAAUAAAUAAGA